AUGAAACUCCUUCUUAGUAUUCCGCUCUUUGUCUCUGCGCUGGUUGUGGAGGCUACUUCUGGUGGAGGUCCAGUCAAUAAUCAAGUCCAUGAUGAGGCUCGAGCUAUAUCCAACGGAGGUGUUGAUUUACCGGGAACCUCACUUGUCACCGUCAAUAAUGUAGUUGUCGCAUCAACACUAGCUUCUGCCUUUGGCGACUCCUCUGCUUCUGCUACUAUCAAAGUCUCUGCAGCUGCAUCAAGUCUUUCUGAUAACUUCCCUCCUGUUAGCCCUGGUCAUACAAACGUUCGCAGCAGCACGUAUGAGUCUACAACUAUUGUUCUCUCUACUAUCACUGUAACACCAAAGCAAUCAGUUGAUGUCGCUCCUGUUACACAGGCUUCCACUUCUCCUUCUGCUAUCGAUAGCCAAGAUGCUGCUCUUGUUUCUCCAGCUGAUUCUGGUGCUGCGAUUACAUCUCAACCAUCCCAAGCCACCUCCGAUAUCACUCAGCCAUUGGUAUUGGUGACAUCUAGCCUAGAAGCAGAACCAUCUUCUUCAGCUGCCGCUGUCGCUCCACUUUCUUCAACUAUCCAAUCUUCUGCCGUUCAAACAUCUAUUGUUGAAUCUUCUGCAGUUCCAACAUUAACCACUGAAUCCGCUCUAGAUGACCAAUACACUUUUUCAUCGCCACUUACAGGAUCCUCGGCUGCUAUAUCUACUGCUGUUCUAUCAUUGCCUUCGCAAUCGUUGACAAUUCAACCAACACCACUUCAAUCAUCUGCAGCUCAAACAUUGUCAGAAAGCAGUAUCAGUCAAGUUUCGAAUGCUCUAAGCCUUCCAACCAUUGGUACCAGUGAUGCUCCAUUGCUAAACAGUACCGCUUCAACUGUUCAAUCAUUGAAUAAGUCUGUGACUUAUCCAAACUAUACGAUUGUUUCAGCUUCUUCGGCAUCUAGUUCAUCUAGCCCUGCUGCUUCUGCCAUUGUCGGAACACCACUAAGCAACUCCGCAAGCAUUCCUACAAUUAAUCCACCAUAUAACAAUGUUUCCAGUACUGUUAUCUCUGCUAUUGUUGGCACCCCACCAAGUGUUUCCAUCAACAAUUAUUCAAGUACUCCUGCAUCAGACAAUAUUGGCACAACCUCAACUUCAACUACAAGCACAACUACCAUCACUUCAACAACGACUCGUACCGGUACCAUCACCAAGACCAUCACCAAACCAUCUGCUGAUAUUACUUCUCAAAGUAUUAUUGGCAAAUUUCCUGAUACUGAUGGCCCAUCCCCAGCUGCGCCCACUACAGAAACCUUCACUUCUGGUGGUCGUACUUGGACUACAACCGAGACUGGUCCUCCAAGUACUAUUACUGCAUCUCUCAUGUUGAACCCAUCAUAUGCUGCUUCUAGAAAUGGCGGAGUUGUUGCUUCUAAUGGUGCUGCGCCAUCUUCAGGAGCUUGCACUUGCCCAUCCCAGGUUACCAUCACUGUUACCGCAACACCAUUCAUUGUUACAGGAGGUACUCUUACAGCUACUGGUACAAUACUUGCAUCAUCUGCCAAUUCUCCACAAGAAUCCAGCAAUUCUUCAUCCCAGACAGCAUACUAUCCACCAGCUCAAGCAUCAUGGACUACACACAGCGUUCCUGGAUUCAUCGGUGUUACCAUUCCAAGCGGAGGCAUGUCAUAUCCUCCUGAAGGAUCAGCUACUUACUCACCCUCCACCGCUGCCACCAACUCUCCUUCUUUCUCCCACACUCAUCCAUACAUGAGUAUCGAGCCCAUACCAAAUCUUAGCGCUUUCUCCAACUACUCCACAACCAGUGCCACCAGUCUUCUAGGAACAGUAGUAGGAACCGGCGUCGGCACAGUCGUUACUCCAAAUUAUGCCUCUACUACCAAACCAUCAGUUGGUCUUCCACCAGCCGCCACAGUCACCCCGACCAUUUACACUGGUAACGCUGACGUCAAUGUCGCCGGCACUGAAUCCGUCGCGUUGGUCGUUGGUUUUGUCGCUCUUGUUCUUCUUUUCUAA
Molecule: messenger RNA, 2013 nt
Organism: Botrytis porri
Lineage: Eukaryota; Fungi; Ascomycota; Leotiomycetes; Helotiales; Sclerotiniaceae
Exons: 4
Coding region: 1-2013 (670 amino acids)
Source: RefSeq, a predicted model, not a curated record